This is a messenger RNA of Pelobates fuscus (common spadefoot toad), 4021 nucleotides long. RefSeq names its product HECT domain E3 ubiquitin protein ligase 2 (gene HECTD2). The record is from RefSeq and is a predicted model, not a curated record. The transcript is spliced from 21 exons. NCBI's taxonomy places the organism in Eukaryota, Metazoa, Chordata, Amphibia, Anura, Pelobatidae. Gene Ontology annotation, biological process: protein polyubiquitination; ubiquitin-dependent protein catabolic process. The coding region runs from base 27 to 2369 and encodes 780 amino acids. Gene Ontology annotation, molecular function: ubiquitin protein ligase activity.
UUGCCAUCAAGCUUUGCUAGCUCACCAUGUCUGUGCAGAGCUCACACUCAGGCGGGUGUGAGGCUCUCUCCAGUGAGUGCCAGAUGGACGAUGAGCAGCUGGGCUGCCAUGAUGAGAAGGAGAGACAGAGAGACAAGCUGCCACCCAUCCUGUGUGCAGCCAGUGCAGCCUCUGGGGGGAUGGAAAGAGGAGCUAAAGGCCAGUUUGCCUCGUUCAGCAGUUUCAUUUCAACAAUAAACCAGAAAAAAGAAGCAUCCGGGAACAGAAGCUCACCUACACAACUUGUUAUACCCAACAACAAAAAUGUACGAGACCUUCCUCCAAUUUGCCUUGAUGUCCGACAAAAACAGCGCAUCUCGAUUGAUACGUUGCCACCUGAGAUGAAAGCUUCCAUUCUUCCUGAACCGACGAAUCCUAUACGUAGCCGAACGCUAAAAGACUUCCAGACAGAUUUGGAUAAAGCGAAAUCAACAGGAGAAUGGAAAGCCGUGCAUGAUUUUUAUUUAACGACGUUUGAUUCAUUCGUGGAAUUAAACACUGCUUUUAAGAGAGAUGUAAAUGCUUCUGUUAACACCAUUGAAGAUUCCAGAAUCAAUACGAAAUUUCUGAACGCUGUUUAUGAUGCAUUAUUAAACACUGCUCAAGAUAUCCAGAAAACCGUACUUAAAGGAAUUAUUAACAGUCUCUUAAGAGAAUGGAAAGGACCCAGAACAAAAGAUGACCUCAGAGCCUACUUUAUUUUAACACAGAAUCCACAAUUCAGCAGUACGACAACCUAUGUUAUUUUUGCUCAUUUACUCAGGCAGAUCGCUACGCUUACCGAUACAGAUCACCAUUUACUAAUUCACUGGUUUAAAAAGAUGGCACAGAAGAGGUUCAAGCAGUUGGUUGACAGACUUCUGCAGUUUAUCUCUUUACGGCUGUUUCCUGCAAAACCAGAAGACUUUCCACCUUUGGCAAAAUGCAUUUGGUGGAUUCCAUCAGCAACCAAAGUUCUGGCAUUACUAAAUGCUGCAAACACUCUCUGUAAUCCACCUUUAAUUGCUUACACGGAUUUCUACAAUUCCACUUUGGAUCAUAUUGAUCUCAUGGAAGAAUAUCAAACCUGGCAAUUUUAUGGAAACUCUCACAGAUUCUCAUUUUGUCAGUUUCCCUUCAUCAUAUCCAUUGCUGCAAAAAAAGUAAUCAUUCAAAAGGAUUCAGAACAGCAGAUGAUCAGCAUUGCACGGCAAAGCCUUGUGGAUAAAGUGUCUCGAAGGCAAAAACCCGACAUGAAUAUGUUAUUUCUCAACAUUAAAGUCCGAAGGCUGCAGCUGGUCAGCGAUUCGCUUGAUGAGCUUACAAGGAAAAGAACAGAUCUGAAAAAAAAGUUGAAGGUGACAUUCGUAGGUGAAGCUGGUCUCGACAUGGGGGGUCUGACAAAGGAAUGGUUUCUUCUCCUCAUCAGACAAAUUUUCCAUCCGGACUACGGUAUGUUUACGUACCACAAGGACUCAAACUUCCAUUGGUUUAGCAGCUUUAAAUGUGACAACUAUUCAGAGUUUCGGCUGGUUGGAACUUUGAUGGGGCUCGCUGUAUACAAUAGCAUCACGUUGGAUAUUCGCUUCCCACCAUGCUGUUAUAAGAAGCUGUUGAGCCCACCGAUCGUUCCUUGUGACCAGAACAUCCCUGUAGGAAUUGGAUCUGUCACCUUAGACGAUCUCUAUCAAAUCAUGCCUGAGCUUGCACAUGGACUAAAUGAACUUCUGACUUAUGAAGGCAACGUGGAAGAAGACUUUUAUUCAACUUUUCAGGUAUUUCAAGAAGAAUUUGGGCUGAUUAAAUCAUACAACCUAAAACCAGGAGGUGAUAAAAUUCCAGUGACCAAUCAGAAUAGAAAAGAAUACGUGCAACUUUAUGUGGACUUCCUCCUCAAUAAAUCAAUAUACAAACAGUUCUCAGCAUUUUACUAUGGGUUCCACAGUGUUUGUUCAUCAAAUGCAUUAAUGCUACUGCGCCCUGAAGAAGUGGAGAUUCUUGUUUGUGGAAGUCCUGAGUUAGAUAUGCUCGCACUCCAGAAGAACACCCAGUAUGAUGGCUAUUUGAAAACGGACCUCACUGUAAGACACUUUUGGGAUGUGGUCCUAGGAUUUCCUCUUGAGCUUCAGAAGAAGUUACUACAUUUUGCUACAGGAAGUGACAGAGUACCGGUGGGUGGAAUGGCAGAUUUAAACUUCAAGCUUUCCAAGACUGAAACAUCCACUAACUGGUUGCCAACAGCACACACCUGUUUUAAUCAGCUCUGUCUACCUCCUUACAAAACAAAGAAAGAAUUAAAGCAGAAAUUGACAAUAGCGAUUUCCAACGCGGAAGGUUUUGGGCUGCAGUAAAAUGACACCAAAAGUUAGCGUUAUAAACAUGACAUGUAUGUUUUUUCUCGAUUCAGGGCAAAAAAAAGAGCAGUGCCAUUGAGUUGGCCAUUAAAUGUGGACAGGUGGUUUAAAGCAAGCAUAUUAAAUGACCGCAUACCUGCAGGUUAUAUUUUGGCGACUGCACUGAGACAAGGUCGUUUGGUGACCACACUGCUUAUUGACUGCGCUGAAGUGCAACCUCAGUGUAACGUACUGCAAGCCAAACUGACAUCGAGUGGGUUAAUGCCACUGUAAAUACAGCAUCCUAUUCUGCUGGGAUUUAAAUAGAUUUAGUGGUGAUUUUUAGCUGCGGACAAUUACAUUUUAUACAGGUGUACCUAGCAAGUGCUUUCUAAUAAUGUCACAGAUUUACUAUGCUUUACAAAUAUUAAGUAAAGCCAAUAUAUUUAUUAUUAGCUGUAAAUUAAUAGGACAUUUUUUAGCUUGUUGUACUUCACUGUAACGGAGAGCAUAGUAUUAAUAAUAUAUCCGAAAUCAAAUUUUUCUAAGCCCUUUAAACAAAUAUGUAAAAUUGGGGAUCAAAAUCUCCACUAGCCAUUGACGAGUAUAAAUUUAGUUCUGGCAAGUAAAAAAUGCACCCCUGGUGUGUGUGCCAUGGCUUGCCGUGGCCAAGAACAUUUAGGGCCUGGCUAGUAGCGUAGGACUUAAAAUGUUGAACCCUGUAUAUAACCUAAUCUGCAAAGAGGUUACAAGAUGUAUCACUGCAUUCUAAUUUAUAUCUGGUUUAUUAUAAUACAUGAUUUUUAUUUUUUUAUCAUCAUGUCUGAGUUUACAAAAUGUAAUUAGAGUAACCAUGUGCCAUUUUGUUCAAGUUACGCUAGUGGAAUAGUCUCAGAAUCCCAGCACUUACACAGUCUUGUCUCAAAAGGUAUUUCACGAGGUGGAAAGUAACAUGCAGACAGAGUUGUGUAUGUACAUAUGCAGUAAUAGAUUCUAUUACUGUAUACAGAGGUACGUCAUUACGUCAGUGUGUGCUUGUAUUGUAUGCGCAAAUGUAUAUGUGCUUAAAAGACCACUAUAGUGCCAGGAAAAUAAACUAGUUUACUCGUUUAGUGUCAAUAGGUCCCUCCCACCCUCAGGGUCCCCCUCCCACCAGGCUCAAGAGGGGUUAAGGGGUUAAAACACUUGCCUUUCUCCAGCACCGGGCUCCCUCGGCGCUGGGGAAAUCUCCUCCCUCUUCCGACGUCAGCGCUGAAUGCGCAUGCAUGGCAAGAGCCGCGCGUGCAUUCAAUCAGUCCAUUGGACGGCAGCGUCUUCUCACUGUGAUUUUCACAGUGAGAAUCGCGGAAGCGCCUCUAGCGUAUGUCAAUGAGACAGCCACUAGAGGCUGGAUUAACCCUAAUGUAAACAUAGCAGUUUCUCUGAUAGCUGGAUUAACCCUAAAUGGACCUGGCACCCAGACCACUUCAUUGAGCUGAAGUGAUCCUUUAAGUGUAUAUAUACAUUUCUGCAUGCACACACAUUAAACUGUCAGAACUUAAACUUUUUUUUUAAUAUAAAAACAUUCCCAGUUUUAUUUUAGCAAUAAACCUUCAUGCAGGAAUGUAGGAUCCAUUAUUGCAUUUAAAUUUUUCCUAAUUUUCGUACAUUUCAUAUUUAUGGACUUUUUC